CUURAAUGGGGACAUGAUUCCAGACAUCUUUGGRGUUUCUGCUGAUUUCUCCACUGAAGUCUGCUAUCUUACUGGAAGGAAAGCAGUGUGGCAGGCAGCUCUUAGUUCACGUGUCAAGAUGCGUGUUCCUCAUUCCAAUGCUUUCAUCGACCUAAACAAGGAUUUCACCGCCGAUUUGUUCCUCACAACCCAAGAUGACAAUGGUCUUGGCUUCGAGACGUGGAUUAAUAAGGAUGGGAACUUUACCAAAACCCAGCCUGGACGUAUACCAGAAAAUGUCAAGAAAGUUGGCCAGUCUUGUUUUGCCGACUUUGAUGGAGAUGGGUUCCAGGACCACCUUCUCCCAGUGUGUCUGGACGAUGCAUGCCACAGGAGUGCCAUCUACCUUUCUAAGCCCGGGGAACCUGAGUGGGUGCCAGUCCUGACCGAUUUCCAGAGGAGGGAGACUCUCUGGGGCUUUGUGCCCCCCCAGACCACCCCUCCUGCUGGGGAGCUCCACAACCCCAUCACCCUGCACCUGGGAGACUACAACAUGGAUGGCUUCCCUGAUGCCCUGGUCAUCCUGCGCAACACCAGUGGGAGUGGCCAGCAGGCCUUCCUUCUGGAGAAUGUUCCGUGUGACAAUGCCAGCUGUAAGGAUGUGGGCCGCAUGUUCCGUGUCCACUGGGACACUCUGACCUGGGGGCCAUCCCCGGGGCCGCGUCGCCCCUUCUUGACAUCUAUGAGGAUCCUAGAAGAAGAGUAG
Salvelinus sp. IW2-2015 is the source of this 745-nucleotide messenger RNA. The record is from RefSeq and is a predicted model, not a curated record. NCBI's taxonomy places the organism in Eukaryota, Metazoa, Chordata, Actinopteri, Salmoniformes, Salmonidae.